This is a messenger RNA of Pseudomyrmex gracilis, 7413 nucleotides long. Its product is annotated as diacylglycerol kinase theta. Gene Ontology annotation, molecular function: nucleic acid binding; ATP-dependent diacylglycerol kinase activity. The transcript is spliced from 17 exons. NCBI's taxonomy places the organism in Eukaryota, Metazoa, Arthropoda, Insecta, Hymenoptera, Formicidae. Gene Ontology annotation, biological process: diacylglycerol metabolic process; intracellular signal transduction; lipid phosphorylation. The record is from RefSeq and is a predicted model, not a curated record. Bases 361 to 3324 code for a protein of 987 amino acids.
GGUUGCCGGCGCGGAGCCGGUCGUACCGUGGCGCGGCACGGGGAAUAAUGCGUGUUAGACGACGUUGCGACGUUGUUGUUGCACGCCGUACGGGACGAAAACGACGAAGACCGUACGCGGAGGAGGAGUACGCGAGUGGGCCAGCGAGCGGCCGACCACGAGGAGGACCGCUAAUACGUCGAGCAGCAGCAGCACCACCGUCGCGGCGGCUGCGGCAGCGCAAUUAUGUACACGUACGGCUCCGAGAUCACGUAGUGUCGGGCGUGUAAUUAUGUUGUUAUCGUCGUCGCGAGGCGCGUCCUGCGUAGCAGCCUCACGGUGAAACUCUGGCGUGAACGGUUCCGCGGCGGAACGGGGAACAUGGCGUCGGUCGCGGACGAGACCCCAGCCAGCCAUGGGCACAGCUUUAGCAAGAAGACGUUUCACAAGCCAACGUACUGCCACAGCUGCACGGACAUGCUCUGGGGUCUCAUACAGCAGGGGUACAUCUGCGAAGUUUGUAACUUCGUGGUGCACGACCGCUGUCUCAAGGCCGUCGUCUCUCCCUGCUCCAGCAUCGCGGCAAGCCUGAUAAAAAACCCGGUUGCACACUGUUGGUCCGAACAAGCAAAAGAAAACCGCAAAAAGAAAUUCUGCAACGUCUGUCGGAAGCGAUUGGAUGACACAUUGUCCGUACACUGCGAGAUAUGCGAGUACUUCGUGCAUGUUGAAUGCCAAGACUUCGCGGUAGCAGACUGCAAGGAGAAUGCGACGUAUGUACCUGGGAAGGACCUGUCAGCGGUGAAACAUACUCACCACUGGCGGGAAGGCAAUCUUCCGAACAGCUCUAAAUGUGCGGUAUGCAAGAAGGGUUGUUUUUCUGCCGAGUGCCUUUCCGGGUUCCGUUGUGAGUGGUGCGGCAUGACGUUGCACGCGUAUUGUUUGAAGAAUAUUAGCCAAGAAACGUGUACCUUCGGUAACUUGGAACCAAUUUACCUGCCACCACAUGCGGUUAGUAUUCCGCGUACCGAACUUCCCAUGGAAGUCAUCCUUGGAGUACAAAUGCGUCGUAAAGAAUUGCUGGCGCAUAACAUCGAAGAGCAAUUCGAAUUCGCUGAGAGUGAACAAAACGGGGCUGCAGGCCGUCUAGCCGAAGCUUUGAGGCGCCUUUCGCUAGUUUUGCUGCCAAGUAGCUGCCAUGGACAUUGUUAUGCUUCCCCUCCUUAUGUUCAAGCGCGUAGCAUAUCAGAAGAAUUUAGCGAUUUGAGGUUUCGUGACAAUGAAGAAUCGGCACAGGGUAUAUCGCACAGCCGCGAUUCGCAAAAAUCUCCGAAAGAAAAAGAAGACAAAGAAAGAGGUGACGAAGAGAUGAUCAAGGUGUACGAUGGCAACAACUCGGUGAGGCAACAAAUAUUUCGUGUGAUCUCGGUACCCAAACAGGCUACAACGGAGCAGAUGCUCACAUUGGCGUUACGCGCAUUUCACAUCACCAAAGAUCCUAGCAACUUUUUCUUAACCGACCUGUAUGCCGCGGAAGAAACCGAAUUAUGCGAUCCGACGCCUGUCUUAAAUUUAAAUCGCAAAGAAGGCAAACGUCCGGCUGUGUUCUUACGAUUUAAAGAUAACGACAGCGGAGAGGUGCGAGUUUAUUCAGGCAAACUGCAGGUAUCAGAGUCAUUCUGUCUAGUACCUGUCACCGAAACAUCUACAAUCGAGGACUUGAUCAAAGAUGCACUUGAAAAGUUUGGUUUACAUGAUUUGGAUCCCAAUGACUAUAUGUGUAGCGAAACUCUCUUAGACCACGGCGUGAUUGAAAGAAUUUUACCUCUGGACGAAAGACCUUGGGACACUGUCAAGAAGUUGGGAAAAGAAUCUAUUAGACAAAUGGAACUAAUGCGAUUUUACAUACAAUCGAAACAAGAUCCUCACGGACCUAACUUAGCUUUGUUCGUAGGCAAUUUGCCGAGAAGUCUUUCCGAAAGAAGCUACGAAAACAUGUUAAUAGAUUUUUUAGGAGAAGAAAAUCGGUUCUCAUUAAUUGGCCCAAUUUAUUACGAGCACGGUUCGAUGGUUAUCAUAUACGAGGACGCGAAUAAAGCGGUUAAAGCGUUAUACAUACUACGAGAGUCGAAGUACGAAGACAAGCAACUUCUAGUGAUGCUAUUGCCAAGCAUCGAGCCAAGUAUGGUUCCAUCGAAUGUUCAACCGCUGCUCGUGUUUGUAAACGUGAAGUCUGGCGGUUGCCAAGGACUCCAAUUAAUUUCCAAUUUUCGUAAACUGUUAAAUCCCUAUCAAGUGUUCGAUCUUGGUAACGGUGGACCUCUUCCUGGACUUUACGUUUUUCGUCAAAUAAAAGAUUACAAGAUAUUGGUUUGCGGUGGCGACGGAACAAUAGGCUGGGUAUUGCAAUGUCUGGAUAAUGUGGGACAGGAUAGCGAAUGUUCGUCUCCCGCUUGUGCUAUCGUACCUUUGGGAACGGGAAACGAUCUCGCUCGCGUAUUAUGUUGGGGUUCGGGAUACACAGGUGACGAGGAUUCGCUAAGUUUGCUGCGAGACGUUAUCGAUGCGGAAAAAAUAACACUGGACAGAUGGACCGUAGUUUUUCAUCCGGAACAAGAAAAGGAUCAGAUUCAAGCGGGCUCAAGUAACAUGGCUGGCGUUACUUCGACCAGCGAAGAUAACACUCAAAUACACGUAAUGAACAAUUAUUUUGGCAUCGGACUCGACGCGGAUUUAUGUCUAGAUUUCCAUACAAUGAGAGAAGAAAAUCCGAACAAGUUCAACAGUAGAUUUCGAAAUAAAGGCGUAUAUAUAAGGAUAGGUUUACGCAAAAUGGUUAAUAACAUCCGUAAUCCGGGCGUAGACCUACAUAAAGAAGUUCGGUUGGAGGUAGACGGUAAAUUGAUCGAGUUACCACAAGUGGAGGGAAUAAUUAUUUUAAAUAUCUUGAGUUGGGGUUCCGGUGCUAAUCCUUGGGGAAGUAAACAGGCUAAAGCGAAUCAAUUUAAUAGACCAAAUCAUUGGGACGGUAUGUUAGAAGUUGUCGGAGUCACGAGCGUUUUCCAUCUCGGACAAAUACAAUCAGGUCUGCGCGGGGCCAGAAGGAUAGCACAGGGCGGACACAUAAAAAUUCACUUAAACUCAGGCAUACCUGUACAAGUAGACGGUGAACCGUGGAUUCAGAAUCCCGGAGAUAUUGUAGUUUUGAAAUCAGCACUCAAGGCUACGAUGCUGAAGAAGACUAAGGGUAAAAUGAAGCGGGACGAUACGGAAUCCAGCAUGCAGGCGCUUCAGGCUGCACCAUCGAACGAUGCAGAUGAAGAUAAGACUGGUCCGAGUGAAUAAAUAAGUAAUGUGAAAGUGUGAAAUCAAUGGCGUUGCGAUGGCGCGCGCGCGCGCGCGCGUCAAAACAAAAGAAAAACAAAACGUAUUACAGAACUCGAUCGAUUAGCGUACGUAACAAAAUAAAAUCGGCCUUGAAAUCGUCCGAUGGCGGUUGCGCUACACGAACUUAACAUAAGUACUUAACUGUGAAAAAAAAUGCGAGAGAGAUUUCAUUCGAGGAUGUGUAACAGAGAGGGACAGGUAGAUAAAAUUUUCAAUUACACAGAUACGCCGUAUAUACAGCAUAAAAUCCAUUAUCUCAACUCAAUGAUUCUCUUAAUGUUUGUUCUUGUAUUAAUAGACGAAAAUAGAUCGAAGAAACAAGAAAAAGGGCAAUUGGAGCCGACGCAGCUCUUGAUGCGCGAACUUGAUUGUUUGUUUCUUUCUUCUUUCUGGUGUUUACAAAGAAAGAUAUGCGUUUCGAUCGCAAGUUCACGUCCUCAUUAGUGUACGCAACAACAAUAAUAGUUUGAGUCAGUUUGACAAAUUAAAUCUAAUUCAAUUGAAUUAGUUUUCAAUCGCGGAAGAUAAGAAUCUCUUUCGCCGUUGAUAAAAUAAGGCUUCUAAGCAAGUAGAAACUUUGUGCUCAUUAGUUUCAAACGAACGAGCGAUGCUCGUCGGUCAAAGAUAAGACACGUACAGUCAAAUCUCGCUAACACUAAAAACUACGAAAUCGAAUUUUCAUUCAUUUCCCACAUGGAGAAACGCUUACUUUGAACGCUUCUACGAGCAGAAGAAACAAUUUAACCUAUGUUCUGUUAUGUGAGUUUUAUGUGUUGUUGUCAACGUGCCUUCAGCCUCUAUUGAGAUUUUUUUAGCACACUAUAAAACUUUUGUUAUUACAGAAAAUAGGUUAAAUUAUUGAGAGCCUCGUGUUUAUCAACGGUGAUUCUAUCUCGCGCGAUUGACUGUAUAAUUCAAACAACAACUGGAAGUACAAACUUCGUUGUGAUACAAGACAAAUUCAUUCUUUUCUAGUUGCUGAAUAAAGUUAAAACAAAUAUCUGCCAUCAUAUAAAAGUGUUAACGUUUAAAAAUGAAACAAAAAGGAUUUGCUAAUUCUCUAGAAACAUUUAUACUUUUUGUUGCAUCCUUGUCUAAAGUAACUUUCUGUCUUCUUAUCCGGCUAUUCGUUCAAUCGAAUCUGCCGGUUUUGGUCGACUUGAAUUUGUUUAUUAUUCUUGCGCGCCGAUGAGGACCCAAAAACGAACGGUCGCAACACAUGUGUUUCUUGCGCGCGCGUUAAAAAAAGAAAGAAAUGUAACAAAAAAUUUGCGCACGAAGGAACCGCGUUGAGACUCUUGUCGCAAUUCUCUUGUUUCCUCGAUGUUAUAUCCUCUUAGAGCUCUUUAUUGCGCGAAAAUAGAUCUCAUUUUUAAAUGUUACUGAUUCUAGCAUUGUAGCUUGUCGAUCGAUAUAUUUUUUUUUUUUAAUCAAAUUAUAAUAGAUUCUUGAAACAUACAAUAACACACAUCUAACCACAUACAUACAUACAUACAUACACACACACACACACACACACACACACAAAACAGUAUUGAAGAAACUUUCACGCUUACUUAUGACUACGUUGAUGAUUUGUAUAUAUAUAUUUACGUUCCACAAACUUACUUAGGUGAGAAAAGAGAGGAACACACAUUAACGUAUAUUAAAAAAAAAAAAAAAAACCCAUCUUGUCAAGAAAACUCAGUUGUUAAUAAUAUAUAUAGAGAAUAUUUAUGAUUAAAAAAAUAUUAAUAUAUAUUUACACACAUACUACUGUAUUAGUAUUUACGAUCUUUCAGUUGUGAUAAUUGUUAUGUAUGUCUGACUGCUGGGCAGUCUGGGAAUUCGUUGAAAACCAGUAGCAGUCAGUUUUCUAUAAAUUACGAUUAUUAUAAAUAAGGAGUUUAAUGUAACUUUCGUAUUGCGAGAUCAUUAGCGCUUUGCCGAUUCGUCUCCGCGCGGGAUGACAAAACAAUAACGAACGCAAUUACGAAUUGGAACAGAAGAGUCGGAUUGGCAACGUACUAACUUGUACUGACUCCUGUUAAGUUAGUCCCUCCACCGUACAAAGAUAUACAUCCGCACUUGAAACUACAAAAACUACGUCUCCGUUCUCUUCGAGCACCACUUGAUUCGGCGUUUUUGAAUAUUUUGGCAGAGUGAAGUUGCGCACUUAUAAACUAUUCAAGAUAUUUACGUACACGUUCUUUGUAAAUAAAUUUAAAUCAGAAAAAAAUCGAAGAAGAAAAAAAAAGAUUUGCCGCGCGAGAAAAAAAGAAACUAACAAACGAAUGUCAGAAUCACACGAAAGAAACGCGAGAGAAGGCGUACGAACGAUCGCCUCGCCACUUUUAAUUUUCUCGGACAAAAUCCGAGUACUUAAUCUGUGUUUUAAUUGAGCACCUAAUUAGUUUCUUUGUAGAUGCGAAUGUAUUUUCAUAUGGUGAAGGGAUAGACUCAACAGACAUCUUCUACUGACUUCGACGAGGUCAAAGUAAUGUGACUAAAGUCCGACGCAACCGAUCUACACAUUCCAGCUUUAUAAUAUGGCGAAAAACAUGUAUAUUUACUAUAGCCGUCUCGUCGCCGAGUGCGAUCACACGCUUAACGAGAGACCGUGUUUUUCGCCAAAAAAAAAAAAUAAAAUACGACCACGUAUGCAGUACAGUAGACUCCCCGAUAUAAGGCCGUAAGAACGUAUCCCCGGUUCUUUCACGUUUACAUGUAUGUACUUUCAACAAACACUCUUAUAGUUUGUCACCUUUUCCCCCACGUUACGUACGCAGGCGCUCUCGCUCGGCAUACGCAACUCAACAAAUUUCUUCGCACAAUCUAGAACAGCGCUGGUCGGCAAGGAGGAUGUUUUCGAUAAGAACAGACCUUUCUCGAUCCCCCCACACAGUUCCCUUCGAUACCAAACUUUAUAUCGGGAGUCCACUGCUUAAUUAACUUAAAAUCGUCGCGCCAAGGCUGCUCGUUCGGACAGCUUGCUUUCGUGCCGAAAACGUCAUUCCGUCUUUACUCAAUGAAACGCAGAAUGAAACGUAGAUGGGACAACGUUUUUAGCGAAAAAUAAAUUAAAAGAAUAUAAAAAAGAAAAAACAAAAAACAAGCUAUCCAAACGCACAAGGUCUGAGCGUUCGCAACGAGCGACGAGAUUGAGACGAGAUCCUGCGCGUACCGGAAGCAAUUACAUUGUUUCCGUGCUUCCACGAACUUUGGCACAUCUCAAAUGCGAUGUAUCUCACAUCUCAAAACAUUAAGACAACGUGCCAAAAAAAAACUUGUAUAUAAUAUUAUAAAAGUAGAGAUUAUAUAUAUAUAUAUAUACACACAUAUAUAUAUAUAUAAAUAUAUAAGAGACGACGGGUUGUCUGAUUGAGAGAUAAUCGUUAACCGGCAUUUAAUGCGACCGAAGAGAGGAGAGAGAGAGGGGGGAGAAAAAAAAAAGAAAGUAGUGCGAUGAGGAUGCUUCCCAGUGUCGGGAGUGUAUCUUUGGGAAAAGAGAGAACUUUUUUGAAUUAUGUACGUUGCGUUGUUUUGUGUAAAACAUUAUGACAAACGACAGCGCGUACCUUUGAUACACGUGAGAGAAAUCAAAGGGGAAACGAGAAGACCGUUAGUUACGCUUUUAGUACGCGCUGUAAACUUAGUUAAUUAUUAUCUUACCUAGACCUCUUGGAUGUCUUCGAUUAUAAAAGCUGAUUAUCAAAAAAACAAAAAAAAAAAAAAAAAGAGAAAAAAAAAAGAAAAAAAACAACUUAAACUCCAAGUGCAGCCAAAUUCGAACGGAGGCCAUCAUGCCCGGAUGAUUGAUCGGGCCUCCGAGAUCCACACAACCUGCCAACGAUGUACAAUUUCUUCUAGGCUCAUUUGUUCAUGUUAUAUCCGGUGUUUAAGCGACAUGAAUAAUCACAUCUGCGGCAGAUUGGAAAGAAAACAUUUCACAUCAUUUGUUAAUUUUGACCAAAACAAACUAUAAUAGUAUAUUUGCUGUUGCCAUAAAAAAAUAGGAAUACAAUAAGCUAACGGAUCUACAUAUAAUAAAUCAAUGUAUGUGCUACA